Molecule: messenger RNA, 165 nt
Organism: Auxenochlorella protothecoides
Lineage: Eukaryota; Viridiplantae; Chlorophyta; Trebouxiophyceae; Chlorellales; Chlorellaceae
Product: Mitochondrial import inner membrane translocase subunit Tim13-B
Exons: 3
Coding region: 1-165 (54 amino acids)
Source: RefSeq, a predicted model, not a curated record
AUGGAAUCGACUGUGCGAGACAAGUGCUUUGGCACCUGCGUGACCAAGCCGUCCAGCAGCUUGAGCAGCAGCGAGCAGCAGUGCUUGGCACGGUGUUGUGACCGAUACGCUGAGGCCACCCAGGUCGUCACCAAGGCUACCCUGGAGAUGAAUGGCUACCAGUGA